This is a messenger RNA of Physella acuta, 970 nucleotides long. Its product is annotated as ribonuclease H2 subunit A. Gene Ontology annotation, molecular function: RNA binding; RNA-DNA hybrid ribonuclease activity. Lineage: Eukaryota; Metazoa; Mollusca; Gastropoda; Physidae. The record is from RefSeq and is a predicted model, not a curated record. Gene Ontology annotation, cellular component: ribonuclease H2 complex. Gene Ontology annotation, biological process: DNA replication, removal of RNA primer; mismatch repair.
UGAUGCCAGAAAGAAGAAACUACAUAGUUAGGCAAUGUAUGGAUCAAUCUAAAUAUGAAUCAGACCGUAGCAAGAAUUGUCUGAUAGAAUCUUCUAUAAGCGAUCAUGUCAAGAAUGAGCCUUGCUGGUUGGGUAUUGACGAGGCUGGGCGAGGUCCAGUAUUAGGGCCUAUGGUGUAUGGAACCUGCUAUAGCCCCAUCUCUGAUAAAGAACGAUUCUCCGACUUAAAAUUUGCUGAUUCUAAAGUUUUAUCAGAGGAACAACGAGAAUCUAUCUUCUCAAAAAUGAAUGAAUCAUUGGAUAUUUUAGGUUGGAUGGUAGAAAUUCUUUCUCCAGCAUAUAUUUCUAAAAGUAUGCUUAGAAGGUAUAAAUAUAACCUUAAUGCACUCUCCCAUGACUGUGCUAUUGGAUUAAUAAAAAGAGUUCUUGAACGAGGUGUUAAUGUUACUGAGGUUUAUGUAGAUACAGUAGGUGAUCCUACUAAAUACCAAACCAAGUUGAAAGAAAUUUUCCCCAACAUUGAUGUAACAGUGAGCAAGAAAGCUGAUUCUCUAUUUCCUAUUGUUAGUGCUGCUAGUAUAUGUGCCAAGGUUGCCAGAGAUCAAGCAGUUAAAAACUGGGUAUUUAUGGAGCAGAUCUCUUUAGAAGAGCCAGACUAUGGCUCAGGUUAUCCUGGAGAUCCAAAAACAAAAAAAUUUCUAGAACAAAGCUUUGACAAAGUUUUUGGGUUCCCCUCAUUUGUCCGUUUUAGUUGGUCCACUGCAUCUUUGAUCAUGGAUAAGGAUGGUGUUGCAGUUCGAUGGGAAGAUGACGAUGAGGAUGAUGCAUCAUCACAAGGGACGCCAGCACUCUCACAUUUCUUCAAGAAGAAGGACAGCAAGCCAGAGCUCACCAGACAUCGCUUCUUUUCACAUCGACAGCUGACCCAUGUAACAUCUAUUUAAAAACCAUUAAAGUUUUUUUUAUUUCA